Symbiodinium sp. CCMP2456 is the source of this 1149-nucleotide messenger RNA. The record is from the annotation of a GenBank genome assembly. Lineage: Eukaryota; Dinophyceae; Suessiales; Symbiodiniaceae.
AUGUCGGUUCAGGAGGCAAACGGAGCGCUGGAGCUAGCGUGCGGAGCUCAGGGCAGAUCCGUUGGCAUCCGGCUUUGUGCAAGUAGCGAGCUGGCAGCGAAUCCGAAGGCUGCCCCCAAAGAGAAGGAAGGCUGUUUGGCCUUCGUCGCGGCAGAAGGGAGGCUAGACAAGGAGGAUGUCGAUGGGUGCAUGACUCAUUCAAAAGAAGCCUUGGAGAAGUUCAAGGCAUGCAAACAUCCCACGGGUGUCGCUGAUACUUUGAGAAUGAUGGUCUUAGCGUAUCGCAUUCAGGCAGAUGUGCUGCGGAGUGCGGAGGAAGACAAGACCAAGGAUAUCAAGGCGGCUCUUAGCACGGCCGAGUCCUUGGCUAAAGAAGAGGCAGCAAAGUUCAAGGAGGCUGGUGAUAAGCGCGGCGAGGCGGUGAUGCUUCUGGCCGCUGGCGAGAUCAACUACAACAAGCGAGGCGGCAAAAAGCGUGGCGAAGCCAUCGAGGACUUAAACAAGUCUAAGGAGCUCGCGAAGCAAGCGGGUGACAAGAAGGUCGAAGCCACGGCCGUCUUCGUCCAGGCGAAUGCCGCGAUUAAGCUUCGGAUGAACGACGACUCCUAUAUGUUCGCGCAGGAGUCGUACCGGCUAUACGAGGAAGCCGCGGACAAGAAGGGCAUGGGCAAGGCUUUGCACAUCAUGGCCUUGGCCCAGGUGCUGGCAGAAGACUUCGAUGACGGCGUGAAGACGGCCGAGCAGGCGCUGGCCAUCUUCCGAGAGAUGUCGCUUCGAAAGCUCGAGGCCUUCGAGCUCUUCAUCAUCGCCCACUACUACCUUACGCGGAAGAUGGGCCGGGAGGCGAUUCCCUACGCAGAGGACGCGCUGGAGCUGUUCAAGGAGGUUGAUUUCGAUGGUUCGGGCUGGACAUCCAACGCCUUCGACUGCCUCACUCAAGCCUUCAUUGCCAAGGCGGGCGGAUGGCUCAUGGAUGGCCUAAGCACCGAUGUUUAUGAGGCCCCUGUCGGCUUUUUACAAGGGCUCUACGUUUCUGUGACAAGGGCUCUGGCCUGGCACAGGGCUAUCGGCGUCGAUGACGAGCUCUUCCUGGAUAGUGCACUCAUGGACAGCGGCAUGGCUCCUCGAUGCAAGACAGAGGCCGCAUAG